AUCUGAGCUGAAUUAAGAAGAAAGAGCUUCCAUAAUCACAGCUGAUGAAGAUCCACUGGUAAAUUGAUCAGCAUUUUUGCUUGUCCUCCAAAGAAAAGGAGCGGAAAGAAUGUCGGAGCGGGCCGCGGAUGACGUCAGGGGGGAGCUGCGCCGAGCGGCGGUGGCGGCGGGCGGAGCAGCGGCCGCGGCCGCCCGGCAGCAGCAGCAGCCACAGCCUCCGCAGCCCCAGCGGCAGCCGCCGCUGCCGCCACGGCGCCUACGGCCGGAGGACGGCGGUUCCGGCGCCUCCUCUACCUCGGCCGCCGUCGCCGCCACCUCAAUGGCGACCGUCGGGGAGCGCAGGUCCCUGCCCAGUCCUGAAGCGAUGCUGGGACAGUCGUGGAAUUUGUGGGUCGAGGCUUCCAAACUUCCUGGGAAGGACGGGACGGAAUUGGACGAAAGUUUCAAGGAGUUUGGGAAAAACCGCGAAGUCAUGGGGCUCUGUCGGGAAGACAUGCCAAUAUUUGGUCUCUGUCCAGCCCAUGAUGAUUUCUACUUGGUGGUGUGUAACGACUGUAAUCAGGUUGUCAAACCACAGGCAUUUCAAUCACAUUAUGAAAGAAGACACAGCUCACCCAGCAAGCCUACAUUGGCCGUUCCUCCCACUUCAGUGUUCUCCUUUUUCCAUUCUCUGUCUAAAAACAAAGGAGGCAGUGCAAGUGGAAGCAGCCGUUCUUCGAGUGGAGGUGUCCUGAGCGCAUCCUCGUCAGGUUUCAAGUUGUCAAAAUUGCCCAAAGAGAAACAGCAGCUCAGGGGGAACACCAGGCCAAUGCAUCCCAUUCAGCAAAAUAGAGUCCCUCAUAGAAUCAUGACGGCCUCUGUCAAAGUGGAGAAGAUUCAUCCGAAGAUGGAUGGCACACUACUGAAAUCUGCAGUGGGUCCAACGUGUCCUGCUACUGUGAGUUCUUUAGUCAAGUCUGGCCUUAAUUGCCCCUCAAUACCAAAGCCAACCAUGCCUUCAUCUGGACAGAUUCUAAAUGGCAAAGGCCUUCCUCUACCACCCGCUCUGGAAAAGAAAUCUGAAGAUAAUUCCAGUAAUCGGAAAUUUUUAAAUAAAAGAUUAUCAGAAAGAGAGUUUGAUCCUGAUAUACACUGUGGGGUCAUUGAUCUCGACACCAAGAAGCCCUGCACCCGGUCUUUGACAUGCAAGACACAUUCCUUAACCCAGCGGAGGGCUGUCCAGGGUAGAAGAAAACGAUUUGACGUGUUAUUAGCCGAGCACAAAAAUAAAACCAGGGAAAAGGAAUCGAUUCGCCAUCCGGACUCUCAGCAACCAACACAGCCUCUCAGGGACCUGCAUCCCGCCCCUCCUAGAACGUCACAGGAGCCACACCAAAACUCUCAUGGAGUGAUUCCUUCUGAAUCAAAGCUUUUAGUAGCUAGUAAACCUAAACCUCACACCCUCAGUCUUCCAAGGCCUCCAGGCUGCCCUGCUCAGCAAGGUGGGAGUGCCCCCAUUGACCCUCCUCCAGUCCAUGAAUCUCCACACCCUCCCCUGCCUGCCACUGAGCCAGCUUCUCGGUUAUCCAGUGAGGAGGGCGAAGGCGAUGACAAAGAAGAGUCUGUUGAAAAACUGGACUGUCAUUAUUCAGGUCAUCAUCCUCAGCCAGCAUCUUUUUGCACAUUUGGAAGCCGGCAGAUUGGAAGAGGCUAUUACGUGUUUGACUCCAGGUGGAACCGGCUUCGCUGCGCCCUCAACCUCAUGGUGGAGAAGCAUCUGAAUGCGCAGCUGUGGAAGAAGAUCCCACCAGUGCCCAGUACUACAUCAUCCGUCUCCAUACGUGUUCCUCACCGGACAAAUUCUGUGCUGACAUCCCAGUGCGGGGUCAGCCAUCUUGCAGCACCCACCAUCUCUGUGUCCCCGGUCCUGCUCUCGUCCACCUGCAUCUCCCCAAAUAGCAAGUCGGUACCAGCUCGUGGAACCACACUAAACGCCCAGCCUGCCAAUUCUGGAGCGAUGGAUCCUGUGUGCAGUAUGCAGUCCAGACAAGUGUCCUCUUCGUCCUCAUCCCCUUCCACGCCCUCUGGCCUCUCCUCAGUCCCCUCCUCCCCCAUGUCCAGGAAACCUCAGAAGUUGAAAUCCAGCAAGUCUUUAAGGCCCAAGGAGCCUCCUAGUAACAGCAUUAACUGUCACAGUGCCAGUAGCAGUAACAGUGGCGGCUCAGGAAAGAAACGCAAAAACAGUUCCCCACUGUUAGUUCACCCUUUUUCCUCCUCCUGUUCCUCCUCCUCUUCCUUUUCCUCUUCUUCUCAUUCCAUGGAGUCUUUUAGGAAAAACUGUGUGGCUCACUCUGGGCCUCCCUAUCCCUCAGUGGUAACAUCUUCCCAUAGCAUUGGCCUCAACUGUGUGACAAAUAAAGCUAACUCGGUGAGCGUGCGGCAUGACCAGUCAGGGAGGGGCCACCCUAGCGGGAGCCCUGCAGAAUCCAUCAAGAGGAUGAGUGUGAUGGUGAACAGCAGUGAUUCCACUCUUUCUCUUGGCCCGUUCAUUCACCAGUCCAACGAACUGUCUGUCAACUCCCACAGCAGUUUUCCACACUCACACACUCCUCUAGACAAACUCAUAGGAAAGAAAAGAAAGUGCUCGCCUGGCUCGAGCAGCAUCAACAACAGUAGCAAACCCACAAAGGUUGCCAAAUUGCCAGCCAUGAACAACGUCCACAUGAAACACACGGGCACCAUUCCAGGGGCACAAGGACUGACGAACAAUUCCCUCCUUCAUCAGCCAAAGGCACGUCCCUGACAGCUGAAAAUAGCACGGGGAGGAAUAAUCUGGACACUUUUGACGACAAGUUACACCUCCACUCAACACUCUGGACUCCACGAUGCCUUUGAGUCUGUUUUCCCAACUUCCUGUGGGUCUCAAGGGUAGGAAGCUGCCGGGCUGUUGUUUUAACGAGGAUUUCCUUGAAGCUAUGUCUGUAGCAGUGAGUACUCAUAAAGGACACUGGAUCGAGUUCAGACACCAACUUGCUUUUAUCGGUGUUAAAGUGGUCUGGACUGCUUGCUCCCAAUCUGUGAGAAGUUUUUGUUUCUGUUUGUCUUUUUUUAACAUGCAGUAUAUCAUGGAGCCACUCUGAGUAGAUUGGCCGGGCAGAAGAAUGUUUUGGCAAGAGUGUUACUGUAGUCUGACACACCCCUAACCCCCACCCCUACCCACUGACUUUUUAAUUUAAUUUUAUUUUUUUACACUGUCUUCUGUAGGUCCAUCUCCAGUAGUCAGGCCCCGUAACUGGAGACGCCUUCCAGAAGAGGCUGCAUGCACCCUGAGUAGCCCUGUGAAGGAGGGGAUUUGGCUGUACGUUUGUAUAGCAGUGUUCCAGGAGUGGAAUAUGGAGAUUAGCUCAAUGCACUGGGACAAAACAGCCUGUAUUUUUGCCCAGCCAUUUUUACAAGUCAUUUGAGAUGAGAAACUCAGAAUUUUCUAACUUACAAACUGGUUUGAAGCCAUUGAUGCCCAAAGAGCAAGUA
Orycteropus afer afer is the source of this 3510-nucleotide messenger RNA. Lineage: Eukaryota; Metazoa; Chordata; Mammalia; Tubulidentata; Orycteropodidae. The record is from RefSeq and is a predicted model, not a curated record.